CACCAUCUAACCUCAGAAAGGACUGCUUCCCUUUUCCCCCAAAAAACACUGCUCAAUAAAAAACUGCUCUAGCUCUUCAUCAAUGGCAGGAAAUCCUCCCGCACCACAACAAAGCAGCAGCAGCAGCACGAGCACCGUCAGGACCACAAAGCCCGCUGGCCGCCGCUUCGUGGGAGUGAGGCAGAGGCCGUCGGGGAGAUGGGUAGCAGAGAUCAAGGACUCCUCCCAGCGCGUCAGGCUGUGGCUUGGAACCUACGAUACCCCUGAAGAAGCCGCCAGAGCUUACGACGAAGCGGCCCGCGCCCUCCGCGGCGAGAGCGCACGCACCAAUUUCGCUUCCUCUGCCUCUGCCUCCCAUCAUCAUCGUCGUCCCAAUUGUGUUGGUGCUGCUGAUGGCUCCCCCGCCGUGAUCCCGAAUCCGGAGUCCCCUCCGGUCGACGGCCGGCUGAGCGCCAGCAAUUUCUCGUCGUUGAAGGCGAAAUUGAGCAAGAAUUUGCAGAGCAUCAUGGCGAGGACCAACGAGAGCAAGUCCACCAAGAACAGAGUGAGCGACCAGUUCACCUUCGCCAGCAUAUUCCAAUUGCGCGGCGGAGGAGACCAAUUCUUCCACCAGCGGAGCCAGAGCCAGAGCAUUGAGAAAUCGGUGCAGCCGAGCAUCGUUGUGCUUUCUUCUUCUUCUUCUCCUUCUCCUUCUCCUUGUGCUUCAGGAGAUCCGUUUUUGGAGCCGAAUUGCUUGUCCAAUUCCUGGGAAACCUCCACCAGCGUGUCGGAUUGCAGCAACGAGUGCGGCGGCGUCGGGUUCCGGCAACAGGGGAUGGAUAUUUCGUCGGACGGAUCGGAAGUUCUUUCGUCGUCGGAGAAUCAGAUGGUGGGUCGUUGGAAUUGGAUUGAUAGCAACUUUAUGUGCUCCGAGGAGGAGGGAUCAAGGGGUAAGAGGUUUAAGGUCUCGUCCACUGUUAUGAUCCCUCCUUCUUCAUUCGCCGGCUCGCCGUCCUUCGACCCGUCGGCGUAUCUCGGCGACGGUGAGAUUUGAAAAGCAUCAGCGGGUCAGGAAUCUGAAUUAUACUUUGUUGAGGGUGAGCAUCAGGAAGCGAGCCAGGCAAUAGAUUAGUGUUUACGGUCUUAAAAUUUUUAUUAUAUUAUUAUAGAGUUUACGGUCUAAAUUUGGCUAAAUAAUAUGGUCUUUUCAAAAUAUUGGCUAAAUAAUAUGUUUGUAAUUUAGUUAAUCAACUUUUUAUAUUUGUCACUACUUUUUUUUUAUUGCUAAGCGAUAUGGAUGGCUAUACGGUCCGGUCAGGUUAAAUUGGUCCAAAUUCAUCCGGUCAAGUCCGGUCUUUUUGAAAAUAUAAGGACCAAAGAUUGGAUUGGAUACAAUCCGGUUUUGAUUCGGUUCGGUCUUGACCCGGUCCGGUCCCAACUCGGUUUUGAUUUUAUAUUGAGCUUGUGGGGAUUUGAGUGGCCUAAGGCCUGAAAGGGUGAGGAGUUGGUUAAGUUUUGAACUAAGUGCAAAGGUUUGUGACCGUUUAUGCAAAUUACCCUUAAGUUUUUGGUGUUGAGUUCUCUUAUCCGGUCUUUAUCCAGUUUUCGAUCUGGUCUCGAACGGUUUUUUUACAUCAAAUCUAAGCCCAAUGAUUGGAUUGGAUUGUUUACUAUCCAGUCGCGGUCGGGUCUCGGUCCAGGUUAUACAGUCCGGUUUCGGGUAAAACCAAAAAACCCGAACCAAAUAGUUACCCUACUCAGCGAUCACUACUUUUGAUUUGCAUUUACUAAUUACGUUUUUGCACAUUGAUAAAGUACAUGAGAGAUCCACGGUUCAUAAGUAGGAAACCGACCUUAACUACAAGACGCGUUUUGGGGUGAAAUAGAGGAGUUCUUGUCAGAACUCUGAAGUUAAAUAUGCUCAGUGUAGAGUACAACAAGGAUGAGUGAUCUUAUGAGAAGUUACCUUGAAUUGCACAUCCCAAAUCGAAAAACUGUGAGGGUCGAGUACCAAAGCGGACAAUAUCUUCGUCGAGAACAUUGAAGAGCCGAGUCAGAUUGAAAAGCUGAACAUCAAUAGAGAACCAAAUCUGCAAGCCCUGAAGACCACCAUGACAAGCGCAGAACCUAAUGAGGAGUUUCGACAUCGAAAGCAGUUAUAUGCCAUAUAGUUCUACCAUGUUGAUGAUAGGAAGAAGGUUCUUUAUGGCGAUCAUGACAUUUCAACCACCAUCCAUUUGUAUAUCAAGUGAUAGACCGAGGUAAGGAACCAGAUGAGAUGGGCUUCAAUGAAGUAGAGAUCUGUGUAUCUAUGAAGAAGCUGCCAAGAUAUAUGAGGACUGCGGCGAUGACAAAGAAGAUUGGUAACCUAAUUGGAGUAUUCAUAAUCUAUAAUGCUUGCUUAUAGCUCUAGGGUUUGGAGUACAUCAUUCCAUAAGCUCUAAACAAACCAGCUUACGAACUUUGUUGGAAGUUGCAAUUGUUAAAUAGAUGUAUUGUUGUAAACGCAUAUAUAAUAUUAUAAAUAUAUUGUCGAAUUUGAU
Messenger RNA from Linum trigynum, 2522 nucleotides. Lineage: Eukaryota; Viridiplantae; Streptophyta; Magnoliopsida; Malpighiales; Linaceae. The record is from the annotation of a GenBank genome assembly.